AAACUGCAAUCCAACAUAGCGCUUUCAGUUACAGUACUACUACUCUUACUGAAUCUCCAUUUUCCCCCCUUUCUCUUUCUCUGUAUCACAAGAGUGUUCUACAAAAACUCAAACUCACUUUCUCUCUCCUCUUUCGUCGCUUCCUCUCUCUUCGUCGCCGAAAUUUGCAGAAAAAAGCGUAGAAAUCGAAGAUGUCACUACGAGUUCUAAACCCUAAUGCAGAAGUGCUUAACAAAUCGGAAGCACUUCGUAUGAACAUCAACGCCGCUAAAGGUUUACAGGAUGUUCUUAAGAGUAAUCUUGGCCCUAAAGGCACUAUUAAGAUGCUUGUUGGUGGUGCUGGUGAUAUUAAGCUUACUAAAGAUGGUAAUACUCUUUUGAGAGAAAUGCAAAUUCAAAAUCCGACGGCAAUAAUGAUAGCAAGGACAGCUGUCGCGCAAGAUGAUAUUAGUGGAGAUGGGACAACUUCCACAGUGAUCUUUAUUGGAGAGCUCAUGAAGCAAUCAGAUCGUUACAUUGCUGAAGGAAUGCAUCCACGUGUUUUGGUUGAUGGCUUUGAGAUUGCAAAAAGAGCUACUCUCCAGUUUCUAGAAAAGUUUAAAACUCCUGUUGUAAUGGGUGAUGAACCUGAUAAAGAAAUUCUUAAAAUGGUAGCGAGAACGACCGUUAGAACCAAGCUACAUGAAGCUCUAGCAGAUCAGUUGACGGAGAUAGUUGUAAAUGCGGUGCUUUGCGUCCGCAAGCCAGAAGAACCAAUUGACCUUUUUAUGGUGGAGAUCAUGCACAUGCGCCAUAAGUUUGACGUUGACACAAGAUUGGUUGAGGGUCUUGUCCUUGAUCACGGCUCCAGGCAUCCUGAUAUGAAGCGAAGAGCAGAGAAUUGUUACAUAUUGACUUGUAAUGUAUCUCUGGAGUAUGAGAAAAGUGAAAUAAACGCUGGCUUCUUCUACUCAAAUGCGGAGCAGAGAGAGGCUAUGGUUUCUGCUGAGAGGCGCUCUGUUGAUGAGAGAGUGAGGAAAAUCAUUGAACUGAAGAAUAAGGUUUGUGCAGGUACUGAGAAUAACUUUGUGGUCAUUAACCAAAAAGGAAUUGACCCCCCUUCACUGGAUAUGCUGGCAAGGGAAGGAAUAAUUGCCCUUCGGAGAGCAAAGAGAAGGAACAUGGAAAGAUUGAUCUUGGCUUGUGGAGGAGAUGCUGUUAAUUCUGUUGAUGAUAUGACACCCGAUGUCCUUGGAUGGGCUGGAUUGGUGUAUGAACAUGUCCUUGGAGAAGAGAAGUACACAUUUGUGGAAAAUGUUAGGAACCCUCAUUCCUGUACAAUUCUUAUAAAAGGUCCCAAUGACCAUACAAUUGCCCAGAUAAAGGAUGCUGUUCGUGAUGGUCUCAGAGGAGUUAAAAACACUCUUGAAGAUGAAGCAGUUGUAUUGGGAGCUGGAGCUUUUGAGGUAGCAGCAAGGCAAUACCUAGUUAAUGAAGUGAUGAAAACUGUACAAGGGCGUGCACAACUUGGUGUGGAAGCAUUUGCUGAUGCUCUCCUGGUGAUCCCCAAGACCCUUGCUGAAAAUGCUGGCCUUGACACUCAAGAUGUGAUCAUUUCCCUUAAGGGAGAGCAUGACCGAGGAAAUGUUGUGGGAAUGAAUCAGCACACUGGGGAGCCAAUUGAUCCUCAGAUGGAGGGUAUAUUUGAUAAUUAUUCUGUUAAGCGCCAGAUUAUUAACUCAGGGCCUGUCAUUGCAUCUCAGUUGCUGCUUGUCGAUGAAGUAAUUCGUGCUGGGCGUAACAUGAGGAAACCCAAUUAGUUUGCACUACUGGGAUCUGAAGAGAGAAUAUUUAGAAUUUUUUUCCAAGUUUUGGAGUAGUUCUUGGCUUUUUGUAUGACAACCGCAAGAUUUGUGUGGAAUUUUGUAUUUAGCCGAGGAGACUAAGUAGGGUAAUGUUAAUGUAAGAUCUGCGAGGGAAAUGAACCAACAGGGUUUACCUGUUUUUACAGGCAUCAUGCCUUUUGUGUUUCA
Messenger RNA from Beta vulgaris subsp. vulgaris (sugar beet), 2012 nucleotides. RefSeq names its product T-complex protein 1 subunit zeta 1. Gene Ontology annotation, cellular component: chaperonin-containing T-complex. The coding region runs from base 192 to 1799 and encodes 535 amino acids. Gene Ontology annotation, biological process: protein folding. The record is from RefSeq and is a predicted model, not a curated record. Gene Ontology annotation, molecular function: ATP-dependent protein folding chaperone; ATP hydrolysis activity; ATP binding. Lineage: Eukaryota; Viridiplantae; Streptophyta; Magnoliopsida; Caryophyllales; Amaranthaceae. The transcript is spliced from 15 exons.